AUGCGUCUGGACACCUUUGUGACCUCGGAGGAGGAGCAGAUCUUCUCUUGGGUCGCAGGCCGCUUGCCAAAGCACUUCAGCCGCGGCAAGCAGCAGUACCUGGAUGUUGCGCUCAGCGGCCUGAGGUACAGUGGCUAUGUCGAUGCGGUCGUGCAGCGAUGGGUUCUGGUAGUCGACGAGUACCUUCAGUGCCCGCAGGACUUCGUCCUGGUGCGUUACGAGGACUUCUCAUCCGAUCCUGUCCAAGAGACGCGAAAUCUCCUACAUGCGCUGGGAUUCGCUCACCUCUGGGGGCAGGGAGCGGAGGAGCGGGUCCGUCAAGUGGCAGAGGUGCAAUACCAGACAAAGGGCCAGCACGGCAGAAACCCCGAGGAGGUGUUUGGCCCUCGGAUGCUCGCCCGCCUGGUCGUUGCAGUCCAGACCCGGGCAGAGCUUUUGGGAUACGGGUCGCUGCUGCCAGCCGUCAAGGCCGUGCCCGAAGAUUGGCCGGCGAUUGAUGUGCCACCCACACCCGUGGUCUUCGAACUGCAUGCCGAAGAGCUCUGGGGUCCCGGGAAGCAGAUACCAGCGUUCGAGGUGGUGAAGGCGCCUGUGCCACCCCCUGCACCGGAAGCUGAGGAGACAAAGCGGCCAACUCCGGUGCCCCCCGACAUCACGUCGCUUAGGUUUCGUGCUGGUGACUGGAAGCCGGGACAGCCAGGUGGAGGCAAGCAGCCACCGCUGACAACAACUGGUGUUGCACCCUGGGCGUUCAAGGGAGGUGCUGGCUCCAAGCAGCCUCCGGUAACCGUCACAGGGGUGGCCCCCUGGGCGUUCAAGAAGGACGCCGCGCCGCCCCCGCCGCCACCAAAGCUGAACAGUUUGGAGGAGACUCCCGAGGAGGAGGAAGAGCAGAAGCCGGUAUCUGGGUUGGAUCGAGUGCACAA
Messenger RNA from Symbiodinium necroappetens, 926 nucleotides. The record is from the annotation of a GenBank genome assembly. Lineage: Eukaryota; Dinophyceae; Suessiales; Symbiodiniaceae.